Messenger RNA from Cotesia glomerata, 3705 nucleotides. RefSeq names its product bromodomain-containing protein 8-like (gene Brd8). Bases 35 to 3061 code for a protein of 1008 amino acids. Gene Ontology annotation, cellular component: NuA4 histone acetyltransferase complex. Lineage: Eukaryota; Metazoa; Arthropoda; Insecta; Hymenoptera; Braconidae. The transcript has 3 exons. Gene Ontology annotation, molecular function: protein binding. The record is from RefSeq and is a predicted model, not a curated record.
UUAAUUUUUGGUUUUUGAACCACAAAAUUAAAAUAUGACUUCAGUGCAAGAACGACUAAAAACAAAACAACGAGAAUCAAGAGACACGUGGAGUACAAGAGAGCAACUCUGCCUCGCAUCAAGUGUCUUAAAAUCCGGAGACCAGAAUUGGAUAACUGUCUCCAGAUCUCUUAAACCCUUCGCCGAAAAAGAAGCUCUGCGCCCUCCAGACUGGUUUUCCCACAAAGCUUGCGCAAACCAGUACACGCGUCUUCUAGAAAACGUCGACAUGCCUAAAAGAAAAAAACGCGAGAGCGGAGAGACAAUAGGAGAGUCAAUAGUCAAGCGACUGACCCAAGAAAGAACCGCCGAAUUGGGUCAAAUAUUAGCCUUCCAACGGGACGAGUACCAACAGCUAAAAUCCGAAGUAAAUUUACUAAAGUCUGGAUCUAUCAGCGAUGACAAGCUCCAGAAGAUGUGGCAGGCUAUUGAGCAGGAGGAAAGGGAGCAAGAACAAAAAGCCAAAGCUCACAGUGUGUGGUUAGCCAAGCGUCAGCAAAAACAGGAUCUUACAAGUCAAUCACCUACUCCAUUAACUCCAUUAAAGAAAACUUUGGAUUUAAAUGAUACCCCAGAAGAUUCUAAUGAUGAAGAAGAAAAAAAGCGAGGGUCCUCUACUUUACUAACAAAUCUCCUAAAAGCUCCUAGCCCGACAAAACAAAUUCAAAAUGCGACUUCUACGGCCCAGGUUACCUCUCCAACAAUUGCUAGCCUCUUAAAUUCUAGUGGAAACGUUCACAUGGUGUCUUCAGCGCCCCAGAAUGUCACAGCGCCAAUUCAUCACAUUGUUACGUCUGUAAUUCCUUCUGGAACGCCUGAAAGACCUUCAGCAGGCGCUCCAACGCUCUCUAUGCUAUUGGCGCUGCCUGCUAAUUUGCCGAAAGGGUCGUUGCCUACCUUACCGGCCGCCAAAAACGACCCAGAGACAUCUGUGAGGUCUUCUGGUACUAAAUCUUCGAACCAAGCUCCGACGAUUCAGUUAUCGAGUACUGAAGCUGAGAUUGUUAAUAGUGAUAAUGUGGGAGAGAUUAUUGAGCAGAUUGAUGACGUUAUAGGUAAAGAUAAGCUUCCGGAUGUUAUUGAUAAGGAUGAGAUCAAUGAGAUUAUGGAGGAUAUUGAGGAACUUAUUAAGGAAGAAAUUACUAAGAGCCCUCAGACGGAAAAUACGGCAGUGGUUUCUAGGGGUGAGACAUUUCCUGGGGUGGAGAAAAAUGAAGAAGUAGAGGCUAAGGUUGAGAAAACUAUUUCGUUGACUGAUUCUCCGGAAAGUGAGAUGGCCAUUGAGGAAAUAGAUCACAGCUCGAGCAAUAUUGCGGAGAUUAUUGGGACUGCUAUUGAGAGUAAUAAAGUGGUGGAGGAAAAGGAGGAGAAGGAGAAGGUGGAAGAAGAGGAGGUUGAGGAUAAGAUUGAGGAGGAAGUGAAAAAGAAAGUUGAAGGAGAAGGAGGUAAGGUUGGGGAGGAGGAGGAAAAAAUGGAGGUGGAAGAAGCUGGAGUGGAAGAAGAGAAGGUUGAGAAGGAGGAGAAAGAAGAGGUUGGGAAGUUGGAGGUUAAGGAAGAAGGAGAGGAGGUUAAGGAAGAGGAGAAGGAGGAAAAGAAUAAGGUAGAUGAGGUUGAGGAUAAGAAGGAGGAUAAGGAGGAGGAGGAUAAAAAAGAGAAGGAGGAAGUGGAGGAAAUUUGUGAGAAGAAAGAAGAGGUUGGGAUGGAUGAUAAGGAGGAGGGGAAAGAAGAAAUUAAGGAAGCUGAAAAAGAGUCUAAGGAGUUGAAGGAAGAAAUUGGGGAGGAAGUUAAAGAGGAUGAUAAGGAGGUGAAAGAGGAGAAGAAGGAGCUGGUGAAGGAAGAAAAAGAAUGUUCAAAAGAAGAAAUAGUGGUUGAGGAGGUUAAUAAGGAGGAGAAAGAAGUUGAAGGAGAAAAAAAUGAGGAAGUAGUUAAGGAGGAAAUUAGUGAGGCUGAAAAGGAGGAAGAAAAGGUGGAGGAAAAGGAGGAGAAAGAGGAGAAAAAGGUUGAAGGAGUGGAGGAAGUUAAGGAGGAUGAGAAAGAGGUAGAAAAGGAGGAAGAAAAGGAGGAGGAUGUUAAAAUUGAGAAAAAGGAGGAAGAGAAGGAAGAAAAGGAAAAGGAUGAAAAAGAAGAAGGAGAAAAAAUAGAAGAUUUAGAAGUUGAGGAUAAAGAUGAGGUUAAGGAUGAGAAUGAAGAGGUUAAGGAAGAAGAGGCUGAGGAAAGUGUUGAGGAGGUGAAGGAGGAAAAGGAGGAGCAGGUUAAAGAACAAAAGCAAGAUAAGGAGGAGGUGGUUGAAAAUAAAGAGGAAGAAGAAGAAAAAGAAAAAGUUGAGAAAAUUGAGGAGAAAGUUGAGACUAAAGAGGCGGAAGAGGUUGUUGAGGUUAAAAAAGAAGAGUCUGUCACUUUGCCGGAGAAUACAGAAGUUGAAGAAGAGUCUUCGCUUAUAAAACUCAGCGGUGGUCGUGCUAUGAAGACUUACUCGAAAAAACAGAAUGUUGCGAUUGAUAGAGAUUCUGAGGGGGAUAAUAUUGGGGAAGAAGCUGAUUAUAGGAAUUGGAAGAAAGCUGUUUUGUUGGUGUAUCAGCGGUUCACGCAGCAUAAGUAUGCUUCUUUAUUUUCGAAGCCGAUUACUGAAGAGCAGGCUCCUGGUUAUCAUAGUGUGAUAUUUAGGCCUAUGGAUUUGUUGACUAUUAAGAAGAAUAUUGAGAAUGGAACGAUACGCUCGACGAUGCACUUUCAGAGGGAUGUUAUGCUGAUGUUCCAGAAUGCGUUGAUGUAUAAUAAACAGACGAAUCAUAUUCAUAAGAUGGCUAUGGAAAUGCAAGAAGACUGUCUCCAAGAAUUUCAGAUGCUAGUAGGAGUUACAAAAGACGUAUCUUUUAGAAGAGAAACAAGAACAGCUGGAAGUAGUAACAGUGAAUUCAACGAAAUAAAUAUUUUAAAGAGAAAACGAAGUCAUAUUACUCCCAGUCCACAUGAUUCCGAAAGCCCACGACUGAAGAAACGCCGAAAAUCUGAAAAUGAUUAAUUAAUAAUUACCAAUUAAAAUUAUCAAUACAUUUAUCUAUAAUUUUUUAUUAUGUUUUUUACUAUAAAUAUUAAUUAAUAUUAUAAGUUAAAAGCUUAUUUUCAAUGAAUUUAUUGACUUAGAUGUCCUAAGUUAUAAAAAAAACUUACAAUUAUACCAUUUAAGUUUGCGUACUUUAUAAAUAAAUUAAUAUAAGUACAACUGUAAAAUAUUUGUGAUCAAUAAAUUCUACAAACUAGUGAAGUAAAAAUUGUAUUAAACUAUUUAUAUCUAAUCUAAAAAAUUGUAUAAUUAUAUUAGAUGUUAAAUAUUUCAAUUGUCACUCAGCGAUAAUUACACUGUAAAUUAAUUACACAUUUUUUGUACUUAGAAGUUGACACUCAUCAGUCGUCGUUCAAUUACCGACUCAAUUUACAUUACAUUGUACAAUAUUUUGCCAGUAAUGUUAAAAAAUUCAACGUAUGCAACAAUUAUAAUUAAUUAUACCUUUAAUGAAACUUGAUGAGCUAUUAAAGUGAAUUUUUUUCAGCUGCUGACACUAAUAAGCUUCAGUUUUCCGGAGGACUUACUACGUAUUAAAAAAAAAAAAAAAAAAAUGGAUUUGAUAAAAAGAGUUCCAUUCGAAGAAGAACUGAAAAAAAAUC